CUUUCCCUGGGCAGAAAUAUUCUGUGGGACUAGUCUGUCAGAUACAAGGUGUACACACUUGCAACUGGCACGAAAAGGGUCACGUUCAUAUGUGCCAUCUGGGAGACAGCAAAUCUGGGUUCGAGUUAUUUGAUGAAAUUCCUAAGGGAACACCUGCCGUUUGUAACUGUGAUGCAACCUUAAAGAUGAAAAUCUACGUGCACUUUGGCAAGAAGCCCCAGGAAACUGAAAGACAAUUCGAGAAGCUAAGAGAAAAUUGGACAAAAAUUGAAGAAGACCUCGAGCCUAUAGAUAUCUUGUCCUACCUUUUUGAAAAGAAGGUUCUGGGUAUAGAUGACAUGGAUGUUAUUCGAAAUACACUCCAUAGGAAAGACAGGUGCUACGAAUUACUCAAAAGUCUGCGUAAAUGUUUUCCAGAAAAGGAGCCUAUGCGUCACUUGUGCACCAUUUUGCGUGAAAAGCGCCCACAUCUCGCUGAUCUGUUGAACCCAUUUUCAGAAACUGCAGACGAUAGGGCGGUGGGAACGGCUGACAAUAUCUGAGGGGGGAAAUGCUUUUCUCAAAAGAAAAGUAUUUUGAUGUCUCAAUGACAAAAUUAAUGUUUAUUUCCCUUGUCUUGAAGAAAAAAAGAUACAUAGAUAUUUGUGAUAGAUUGAUGGCUUGAAAGGAUACGAUAAAGAAUGACCUGAAUGACAGGUUGUAUAUCGAUUUUCUU
Molecule: messenger RNA, 715 nt
Organism: Lingula anatina
Lineage: Eukaryota; Metazoa; Brachiopoda; Lingulata; Lingulida; Lingulidae
Biological process (GO): regulation of apoptotic process
Source: RefSeq, a predicted model, not a curated record